UGCUAUGCUAACUUGAAUAGUAUAACGCCAAAAUUGUAGCGGAUUGAGCAUCUUUCUUUCCAGACAAUAAUUUCUUUUUUAAAUGGCAUGUACUGCUAAAAUACUUCGAACUAAUUAUUUCUGUAACGCGCACUUACAGUGGGCAUAAAACUAUUAUAAUACUCCAAGUUUACCGAAGCUAAUGCUAGCGACUUAAAGCUAUGGGCUAGCAUCCGGGCGGCUAACAAACCACUAGUGUUUUCAUCAAGUACAAGGGACAAAUUAUACACUUUGUCAUUAAGUUAUACGUUAGGGAAACAUAUUAAAUAAUAUCAUAAUGUCAACUGUCUACUUCAGUGCGGCUUUAAGCGUAUUUUUGAAAGAAGAAAUCUCAAAACUUUAGCCCCUGAACUCAAACUUUAUCAGGUAACACACUGAUUCUAAUGAUGUUCUCUCUUAUUUAUCACAUUUUCAGAGGUUGAUGUACUCCGAGCAGCACAUUUAAAUCAGUUUGAUUGGAACUGAAUGCAAAUAUAAGGACAUAUUUGAUUUAUGACAUGUCUGAACCUCUAAAGGUUUAUAAAUAAUCUUUAUAUAAUCACAGCUUCAAUUUCAAAAUAAAAGCUUAAUAAAACUCAGAAGCUAAUCAUGUUUUAUGAAACUUUAAAGCCCAUGAAACACAAUUUCAACUGUUUAUUAAUCUUAACUUUUUGUUAAUGUAUUCAUUCUGUAAUUUCAAUUUUCCAGAGAUAAACUCAGUUUUGUCUUAAGGAUGUGGGCCUGUUUAGGUGUUUUCCUGUUAUGGAUGAACUCUGGAGGAUACACUCUAGAUCAGAUUGAAUACACUCCUGCAGAGUUUUAUAAAACACUGCAUUUGGGGAAGAUGAUGUUCGUCUAUUUUGAGCAGAACGUCUCUCCUACCAUCUCUUUGUUCCUCGUGGAGUUAGAGAAGUCGGCGGAAGCUCUGAGGGAUUAUGGAUUUCUGGUUGGCAAGGUGAGCUGUGAAAAGGAGCUGGUUCAGGAGUACUGCACAGAGGAAAGAUAUCAGCACACUGCUUUUCUUUUCCGGGGAGGCAAGGAGUUCUUGAGUUUUGAUUUGGACACCGUCUUUGAUGUCAACUCCAUCGUGUCUGAAGUCCUGUUUGCCAUUCUGCGUGAGGAGGUGAAGUAUGUCCACACAGACGCUGACCUCCUGUCCAUGGAGAGAGCAGCUAGAGGGAAAAGGGACAUUGUCCUCGGCUACGUUCGCAGUCUGGGAACUCGAGAGCACAGAUCGUUGAUGGAGACGGCAUAUGUGUACGGAUCCAAAUAUCAGUUUAUUCUUAUAACAGGAGGCCCGGUAUUAAAGCAGUUAGGAGUGAAGGAAUCGUCUCUGUUGUCCGGAGUGUGGUUCCUCCAUUGUAGAGUUCACUGUGGUCUCAUGACCUCAAUGACCCCUGAGCGUUGCCCUUCGACACUCAUGAGGAAGGUCCCAUCUACCCUGAACCUUUACUCCUUCCUGCAGCUCAUGGAGGCACCGUUGGUGUCAGAGGUGUACGUGGACCCGUCCUCUGUCCCUCCCCCACAGUUCCCCUACCAGCUGACCCCGCAGGUCUUCCUGUUUUCCCGCCCUGCGACUCAGCACCUGGACAUGGAUGUGGCCACCGCUCUUGCCUGGAAGCUGCGCGGCCUUGCCCUGCUGCUGCUCGUACACAGGCAGAGUCCUGGUGUUAAAACCCCUGAGGAGUACAACGCCGCCUACCGGCUGCCUGAGAAGAGUUCCGAGGUGACGUAUUUGACCUUACAUAGCCUCAGUGACCUCUUGGAGCUCUUCAUAACUCAGGAAAAAGAAGUAGAAGAAGAGGAGGAUGAAGAUGAGGAGGAGGAGGAUUCACAUUUUGAAAGGCUGGACGAUGAAAUCGCAGCGACUGUUUUUGCAAACCGAGCCAACUUCCUGGACACGGACUCCGUGGCCCGGCUGACCUCUGAGAACUUCCACACUGAAGUAGCACAAAGCAGCCUCACGGUGGCGCUCUUCUACCUCAAAUGGGAUGCUGUUUCCAUGGCGUUCCUCAACUCCUUCGUUGAAGUUGCAGAGAGACUUCUAGAAUCUGAGGUUGAUGAUGUCCAGAUGAGCGUCGUUGACUGUGGCGAGUGGACCGACCUCUGCGCUGCUCAGGUGUGGACCGACAUCCCCUUCCAGCCAAUCACAGCCUUCCCCAGCGUCCUGCUAUUCCGCCCCCAGCAGCCAGCCCAGCUCUACAGGGGCAUGCUGGGUAGUGAAGCUCUGCACCGCUUCAUCAUGAUAAGCCGCAUAAAGUCUCCGCUGUUACUGUCUACACAAGAGGAAGUGACAUCUUUCCUUCAGGAAGUCCCUCACCCCGAGCUAUCAGGCUACAGGCUGGACAGAAUCCUGGGAUUAUUUAGGACACAUCCUGAACCAGGUUCAUCAGUGUUCAUUGAAGCAACAAAGUCGCUCGGAGGAGAAGUUCUUAGCGGACUGCUGUCAGACGAACUGGUUGAGAAAUGGACUGCAGAGCAUUUUGUGGACUCUCCAGCAGUGUUGGUGUUUCCAUCUUGGAGGACAGGCAACCAUCCCUUGAUACUUCCUGUAUCCUCGUCCGUUAAAGAGCUGCUCACACAAGUUAGGGCUGCUUUGCUCCACCCACUGCCCGAGUUGACUGUAGAAAAUCUGCCCUCCAUCCUCUCUCAGGGCAAAGCCCUGCUCCUCCUGUUUGUGGGAGAAGAGGAGGACGAGAUCGGCUGGAGGCAGAACCAGGCACUCCUGGAGGAGAUGAGAGGCCUGUUGGAGCUGGGAGGUGAAAAGAUGGAGCGGUACCAGACCUGCUGGAUCCACCUAGGCCACACUCCAGCUGGUAUGUCCGUCCUGGAGUCGUACCUGGGUACUUUGCCACCUCUUCCUGCUCUGGUUUUAACACAUUUAACUACUGGAGAUGAGAUCUAUCAGUACCCACCCAGCACUCCUAUCCUGGCUUCCUCAGUGCUGCAGUGGCUGCAGAAGGUCGAGGAUGGGACAGAGUCCUCAGCAGGGCUGCUUAGGGGGGACGGCCGGUCUCCUGCUUUUGAGUUCUACGACUUCCUGAAAGUCAUGGACAUGCAGGAGCCUGACUACAUUGAGCCGAAAACUCCCUCAGAGGAAGGAGAAGAGGAGGACGAGGAAGUUAGUGUUGAGGAGCAUUUGGUGGCAGAAGAAAUAACUGAAGAUGUUUCUGACAUUAGUCCAAAUCUUCACUCUGAGCUGUAACUGCUGGAUGAAAAGGAAAACACACUACUGAUUGAAUUUAUACAGCUGCUGGACAAUUUUAUGUCUGAAUAAAAAAUGGACGAAAAUGUUGAA
Molecule: messenger RNA, 3316 nt
Organism: Nothobranchius furzeri (turquoise killifish)
Lineage: Eukaryota; Metazoa; Chordata; Actinopteri; Cyprinodontiformes; Nothobranchiidae
Source: RefSeq, a predicted model, not a curated record